CAGACGCCGGGGCGGACGCGCGGACAGACGGCCGGACGCCACCGCGGCUCCCCGGCGCGGACGCAGCCCGGGACCCGAGCGGACGAUGCGCGGACCCGGGCGCCCCCUGCUCCUGGGGCUGCUGCUGCUGCUGGCGGCGGGGCCCGGCCGGGCGCGCGCGCAGCCCCGGGAGCCGGCGGACCGGCCGACGCUGCUGCGGCUGCUCGCGGAGAUCGCCCAGGAGCUGAAGCAGCACCAGGCCGGGGAGCUCGCGCGGCUGCAGCUGCUCGGCGGGCAGCGCUGCGACCCGGGCCGCGGGCACGUCCUGGACUUCCCCUCGCCGGAGGAGCAGAGAGUGGAAAUUGUUCCUCGAGACCUGAGGAUGAAGGACAAGUUCUUGAAACACCUUACAGGCCCUCUGUAUUUCAGCCCGAAGUGCAGCAAACACUUCCACAGACUUUAUCACAACACCAGAGACUGCACCAUUCCUGCGUACUACAAAAGAUGCGCCCGGCUCCUCACGCGGCUGGCCGUCAGUCCGGUGUGCACGGAGGCAGUGAGCGGAGCGGAGCAGGAGCGAAGGCGCAGUGCACAGGAACCACGAGAAGUGCCUUGGAAACCAGCAGGGACACAGCUACUAUCUUUAUAAACACACUCCCUCCCUGACAAGAGAUUUAUUUUUGCAGACUUCCAUAGUUCCUUUGAGUUUUGUAUGUUGUCGACGCUGUUUGCAGAUACUUAUUCGGUAAUCAGUGAACUCGACAGUGACACCUGCCACUAUUUUAGGAAACGAGAGAACGCUGAACAUUUCAUGUGCAGUGCUAUAAAAUACAGAGACUAUUUCCUUGUCCUGAUUAGGUGAAGUCACAAAGAAUAUUUCUUUAGAAGUAUAGGCAGAAUCUGAAACUAUAUUUUCAUAUAGCAUACAGUAUGAUUUGAUAUUUUAUAUUACUUUUACAAUUAAAUUCUCAGAGUUUAAUUUGAAAUGGCAUGAAAAUUAAAAAAAGAAACUUCAGGCGUGUUUUGGAGACAGUAGAGUAACAUGCGUGAGUAUCUCCAGGCUAAUGGCAUUUGUCCCCUGUACAACUGUGAACAGUCCUCAGCUGUCGUGCAAUAUGUAAAUACUGUAAAUAACACAGGAAUA
Molecule: messenger RNA, 1123 nt
Organism: Lemur catta (Ring-tailed lemur)
Lineage: Eukaryota; Metazoa; Chordata; Mammalia; Primates; Lemuridae
Gene: ALKAL2
Product: ALK and LTK ligand 2
Exons: 6
Coding region: 86-628 (180 amino acids)
Biological process (GO): positive regulation of ERK1 and ERK2 cascade; positive regulation of ERK5 cascade
Molecular function (GO): receptor tyrosine kinase binding; receptor signaling protein tyrosine kinase activator activity
Source: RefSeq, a predicted model, not a curated record